This is a messenger RNA of Adineta steineri, 2304 nucleotides long. The record is from the annotation of a GenBank genome assembly. NCBI's taxonomy places the organism in Eukaryota, Metazoa, Rotifera, Eurotatoria, Adinetida, Adinetidae.
AUGGCAACUAGUCAAUCAAGUGGCACAAGAACAAGUAACCCAUCAUCUGGUCUCUGCACGCGUGUUACUGCAAACCGACGUAUAUAUAUGGAAAAAAUAGAAAAUGUCUUCCUUAUUUGGUUAGACAACAAUAUUAAUGAAAAUAAUACUGAUUGUAGUAAUACUAUCAAGCAAUUGAAACGAGUAGUUAACAACAUAAACACGUUUACAGAUGGUGAAGAAUGCAUUGAAUUUAUUCAAACCAUUACUAACAAUAAAGUAUGCAUGAUUGUCUCCGGGUCACUUGGAAAAUAUAUUAUGCGUCAUGUGCAUGACAUGUCCCAAGUGGAUACCAUUUUUAUUUUUUGUAACAAUCAAGAAUGCCACAAACAAUGGGCCACAGAAUGGCCUAAAAUAAAAGGAGUCUUCACAGAUAUAACAUCGAUCUGUGAAGCUCUUAAACAAACCGCUCAUCAAUGUGAGCAAAAUGCCAUCUCAAUCAGCUUCGUAGCAUCAAACAAAAAGCUGGAUCAAUUAGAUCCAUCUUUUAUGUAUACUCAGAUCUUCAAAGAAAUCCUAAUAACCAUUGACUUCAAAAACAGACAUUUUGAAGAAUUUAUUACUUAUUGUCGUGAUACAUUUCUCGAAAAUGAGUAUGAAUUACAUAAUAUUGAAAAAUUAGAACGUGACUAUCAUAAUCAAACACCUAUUUGGUGGUAUACUUAUCAAUAUUUUUUAUAUUCGAUGCUUAAUCAAGCAUUAAGACAAAUGGAUGUUGAUAUUAUUGUUCGAAUGGGUUUCUUUAUUAGUGAUCUACAUCAUGAUAUUCAACGACUCCAUUCAGAACAAUUUUAUGGUCGAAAAUCCAAUAAAAUAUUUACAGUUUAUCGUGGACAAUGUCUUUCAAAAGAAGAUUUCACCGAAAUGACAAAAACAAAAGGUGGACUUCUUUCAUUCAAUAACUUUUUAUCGACUAGUAGAAAUCGUGAUGUUUCUCUCUGUUUCGCACCACACGCUGCAAUAAGCCCUGAUCUUGUUGGAAUUUUAUUUGUUAUGUUAAUUAAUCCAACUGAUUCAACCACUCCAUUUGCUUCUGUUAGUGAUGUUAGUUAUUUUCAUACAGAAGAUGAAGUUCUCUUUUCUAUGCAUACCAUUUUUCGCAUUGGAGAUAUUAAACCAAUGGAUGGAAAUAAUUAUCUCUAUCAAGUGAAUUUAACAUUGACCAGUGAAAAUGAUCAAGACCUUCAUACUCUUACUGAUCAGAUCCGACAGGAGACUUUUCCAGAUAAAGAAGAAUGGUACAGAUUAGGUCAGUUGCUGAUUAAAAUGGGUCAAUUUAUCAAAGCUCAAGAAAUUUAUAAAGUUUUACUUAAUCAAAUAACAAAUGAGCGUGACAAGGCACUGAUCUAUUAUCAACUAGGUUGGAUAAAAAAUAAUCAAGGAAAAUACCAAGAAGCACUUUCAUUUCAUGAAAAAGCCCUUGCAAUUCGACAACAAUUACUUCCUUCCAAUCAUCCUGAUUUGGCUGAUUCCUAUAACAAAAUCGGUAAUGUGUAUAACGACAUGGAUGAAUAUUCAAGAGCACUUUCAUCUCAUGAAAAAGCCCUUGCAAUUCGACAACAAUCACUUCCUUCCAAUCAUCCUGAUUUAGGUACGUCCUAUAACAACAUCGGUAAUGUGUAUUAUAACAUGGGUGAUUAUCCAAAAGCACUUUCUUAUUAUGAGAAAGAUCUUAAAAUUCUACAACAAUCACUUCCUUCCAACCAUCCUCAUUUAGGUGGUUCUAAUAGCAACAUUGGUUUGGUGUAUUUCAGAAUUGGUGAUUAUCCAAAAGCACUUUCUUAUUAUGAGAAAGCCCUUGUAAUUCAACAACAAUCACUUCCUUCCAAUCAUUUUCAUUUGGGAGAUUCUUAUAACAACAUCGGUGCGGUGUAUUACAACAUGGGUGAUUAUCCAAAAGCACUUUCAUCUCAUGAAAAAGCCCUUGUAAUCCGUCAACAAUCACUUCAUCCCAAUGAUACUGAUUUGGGCACGUCUUAUAACAACAUCGGUAAUAUGUAUAAUGACAUGGGUGAUUAUUCAAAAGCACUUUCUUAUUUUGAAAAAGCUCUUGCAAUUCAACAACGAUCACUUCCUUCUAAUCAUACUGAUUUGGGUAGCUCCUAUAACAACAUUGGUUUUAUUAAUGAGAAUAUGGGUAACUAUUCAAAAGCGCAUUCAUAUUAUGAACGUGCUAUACUAAUUGGGGAACAAUCAUUACCAACAAAUCAUCCGAAUCUUGAACGAUGGAGAAAAAACGUUGAAAACAUAAAAACCAAAUUAUAG